Molecule: messenger RNA, 477 nt
Organism: Exophiala xenobiotica
Lineage: Eukaryota; Fungi; Ascomycota; Eurotiomycetes; Chaetothyriales; Herpotrichiellaceae
Exons: 1
Coding region: 1-477 (158 amino acids)
Source: RefSeq, a predicted model, not a curated record
AUGGCACCAACAGGACCAGGGACAACUAAUGCUGGAGAUCAACUACGUUUGAAGGCCCAAUUGCCAAACAAUGCCACUCUCGCUCCAAUCGCAGCUGAUGGCGCCUCGUGUGUGCAGACAUUUUCCAGCAUUGAUACUUUGAUGUCUUCAAGUGGUGACCUUCGCGACUUCCCAGCUGUUGACUUUGCGGCAAAAGAUUCGAUACCGGCUCCGGACGUCGACCUGUCCACGCGGGUGAACAAUUCUGAGGCCACGGACCAGAUGUUCUCCCCCAAUUUCGAGCAUUUCAUGACCAUGCCCUACGACUUCAUCUAUCCGCUGCCACAGACGGAUUUCGGCAUGUUCCAUACGAGCGAAGCAUUUAUUCAACACGGGUUUCAGCCGGAUUCUGAACAAGGACUUUCGAGGUUUAGAUCUCGAUUGCCUUCGCUGGAGCCGACGACGAUAUCCUCGGGAUCGCGAAUAAAGUAUAGCUAG